Messenger RNA from Helianthus annuus (common sunflower), 1008 nucleotides. RefSeq names its product calphotin-like. The transcript has a single exon. The record is from RefSeq and is a predicted model, not a curated record. The coding region runs from base 1 to 1008 and encodes 335 amino acids. Lineage: Eukaryota; Viridiplantae; Streptophyta; Magnoliopsida; Asterales; Asteraceae.
AUGGCAUCUUCUUCUGACAGUGGAGUGUCCAACACGAUCGGCCCUAUGGCCAUUACCUCGGAUGACGAGAUAGCCACGGACCCGGAGGUUUAUACCUUAGACACCAUGAGCACCGAUGAAGAUGAUUUUCAGCCUUUUGCCCUACUAGUCUUCGGAGACGACUUGCCCUUAGCUGAUGGUUCACCGGGAGAGGAUCUGCCCCUUGUCCCGAUCGCUGCCCCUCUCUCAUUUGCAGCAGUUCCUUUGGAGGAACAGCCUCUCGACGCAUUACCCGAUGGCGACAUCGAUCUACUCAUCGAGGGUCCCCCGGAGGGAGACCAGGAUGGCGGGGCCCCGAUGGAGGACGAUGUUCCGCUUGCUGAUAUCCCGGCUGUUGACCCCGUUGUUCCUAUGCUUGAGAUUCCUACUGAUGAUGCCCUUGUUGUGCCACCUGUCGAGGCUCCUAUUGUGGAGGCCUUACCUGAUCCGUCCGUUUCCUACCCGCUUGAGUCAGCAUCAUCCGCCUCUAUUCACGCCCAGGACGUGCAACACUACUCCACCGACACUAAUUCAGACAUGGCGAUGUCUGCUGCACCCGUUGUUUUCCAUGACUUUGACCCAGAGCCUGAGGUCGAGUUUAUACCUGUUGAGCCUGCUCCAGCUGAUCCAGAGCUUGGAGUUGCACCAGAGCCUGUUAUCGCUCCCGACCCUAUUCCUGUUGAUGCACCAGUCGUUGCACCACCCGUCACUGAUGCACCCGUCGUUGCACCACUAGCUGCUGAGGUCCCAGUUGUUGCACCUAUACCCAACCCCAUGCCGAUGUUUAAUGAUCUUGCACCCUUCGCUACACAUAUUGAUCCGAGAUAUGCCGACACCCGUAACAGGUGGAUUGAGGAUGAUGACUAUCCUCAGUUUGUUCUACCCGUCACCCCACCUGCCGCACCUAUUUCUGCACUAGUCGAUGUUCCACUUUUUCACCCACACAUAUCUGACACUCACCGCACCGACUUACCCGCUACUUUUCUUUAG